Messenger RNA from Schistosoma mattheei, 696 nucleotides. NCBI's taxonomy places the organism in Eukaryota, Metazoa, Platyhelminthes, Trematoda, Strigeidida, Schistosomatidae. The record is from the annotation of a GenBank genome assembly.
AUGGUUGAUCAUAGAGGUCAUGAAAUGCAUAAGUCAAAUCAGAGUAACAUUAGUACAAGUGUCACAAGUCAAGUUAAUGAUAUAUCAGUUUCAAAUACAGCCAGUAUAGGUAACAAUAAUAUAUUGACUGAUAGGUUUCAGGAUGAUAAUCUCGAUGAGGAUGAAACAGACGAAGCAGAGGAAACAACCAAGGUAGAAAAUGUGAAUAAUGAGGAAAAUCGAAUUACUCAUAAUUAUGAUAAUCAAACAACUGAUAUAGUAAAAAUGAAAAGUAAUCUUUCAAAUUAUACAGAUCAAAAUGAUCAUAGUAAAUCUCAAAAUUAUGAUGAAUUUGAUUCAAAAAGUGGAAUAAUCUAUCAAAAAUUAGAUUCUUUCAAAAAACCAUACACGCACACAAUCACAACAACAACUACUAACAUUACUACUAAUACUAUUACUACUGUAACCACUACUAAUUCAACUAUACCAUUAACUGUUAAAUUAAAUAUUCAUAAAGAGAAUGAAAAUAAUUUAGAAAUGUCCAAAGAUGAAACAAUGCGUAAUUUAGCUAGACGUACACUAGCCAUUGGUAUACCUGGAUUACAUCCAUCCAAUCAUAAAACAUUAUUUAUAUUCUCUGAAGAGAAUGCAAUUAGAAAAUAUUCAAAAAUUAUCAUUGAAUGGGGAUAUCCUUUUUUCUUUGCUAAUUUUUCAUGA